UGACACAGACCGAGGAGGUGACACUGACCGGGGCGGUGACAGUGGCGGUGACACCGGCAGGGCGGUGACAUUGACCGGGGCGGUGACAGUGGCGGUGACACCGGCAGGGCGGUGACACUGACCGGGGCGGUGACAGUGGCGGUGACACUGACCGGGGCGGUGACAGUGGCGGUGACACCGGCAGGGCGGUGACACUGGCGGGCAGCGGCCUGAGCGCUGCCGAGUGACCGGGACACCGAGCGUUUGGUGGGAGGGACCUUUCCCGUCCCUGGUCCAAGCGCGGCCGCUCUCCCCGCGUCGGUCGCGCAGGGCCGGUCCGUCCCGGCCUUGGCGCUGCUGCAGGUGUCCGGGCUAAACCUCUUCGAGUUUGAAACCGCCCCUUGUCCUGUCGCUGCAGCCUUGGCAACAAGUCUGUCUUCUAAGCCCGCUUUAGGUAUUGAAAGGCCGCACUAAGGUCUCCCCGGAGCUUCUGUUCUCAGCUGAACAGCCCAGCUCUCUCACCCGUCCCCAGCAGAGCUGUUCCAGCCUCGGGUCACUCCUGGGGCUGCUCUGGCCCCUCUCCAGCAGGUCCCUGUGUGUCCUGUGCUGGGGACCCAGAGCUGGACCCGCACUGCAGGGGGUCUCAGCAGAGCAGGUAGACAGACAGAUCCCCCAAACCUGCCGGUCACUCCUGGUGACGCAGCCCGGAAUACAGGUGAUUUCUGGGCUGCAGCCGCAGGUUGCCGGCUCCGGUGUGUUUUUGUUUACCAGUGUCUCCUGUCGUUCUACUCAAGCCCCCUCUCAAUCCAUUCAUCUCCUCAUCUGUAUCGAUACUGGGAAUUGCCCAAGCCCAGGUGCAGGACGUUGCACGUGGCUUUUUUUCACUUGAUGGAGUUCAUCAAGACUUCAUUAAGUCUGAGCCACACAAUCCCCUCUCCUCGCACCCGUCCCCGCUGCGUGCUAGCACAUACAUUCAAACGCAUUCGCACCGCCGCUGCUGCCGUGACCUCGCAGUCCGGCCACAGGAAUGGCCAUGGGCUAUAUACUGAGUUUGCAAGGCUUGCCAGGCCCGCUCGGAGAGUUUCACAACCUGCCUGCAGCGUCGUUUCACUUGGUUUGAAUCAAAGAGAGCCGUUUCUCUAAUUAUCAGCUGUCUACGCCCAAUUCAUCGUUAUUUAUCCUUGUGUGGUACAACCACGGUUUAAUAUAGGUGGUAUUAGCAAGCAGUUAUUCUAGGUAGAAUGAGAUAUUUACAACUCUAACACAAUGACAUAGAGAAAUACGGGCCUGGCAAAACAGCUGAGGCCUUGAGAAGCGGAGGCGGUGGAUUUCGCACAGAGCAGAACAGACGUGGGACAGUAAGAGACGCGGCACGGGCGCCGUGCAGACACCCCGUGCUGCGAACAGCUGACAGUCAGUUAACAAAGUGCAGACUCAGAGGAAGCCAAACCUGCUUUUAGGGAUAAUAAAGUAAGUUUAUCUAAGAUAUGACACCCCCGCAUGACACCCCUGCCAUGACAUCCCUGCAUGACACCCUGCCAUGACACCCCUGCCAUGACACCCUGCCAUGACACCCCUGCAUGACACCCUGCCAUGACAUCCCUGCCAUGACACCCUGCCAUGACACCCUGCCAUGACACCCCUGCAUGACACCCUGCCAUGACAUCCCUGCCAUGACACCCCUGCAUGACACCCCUGCCAUGACACCCCUGCAUGACACCCUGCCAUGACACCCUGCCAUGACACCCCUGCAUGACACCCUGCCAUGACAUCCCUGCCAUGACACCCCUGCAUGACACCCCUGCCAUGACACCCCUGCAUGACACCCCCGCAUGACACCCUGCCAUGACACCCUGCCAUGACACCCCUGCAUGACACCCUGCCAUGACACUCCUGCAUGACACCCGUGUGUGACACCCCUGCAUGACACCCCUGUGUGACACCCCUGCAUGACACCCCUGCCAUGACACCCCUGCAUGACACCCCUGCAUGACACCCCUGCAUGACACCCUGCCAUGACACCCUGCCAUGACACCCCUGAAUGACACCCCUGCCAUGACACCCUGCCAUGACACCCUGCCAUGACACCCCUGCCAUGACACCCCUGCAUGACACCCCUGCCAUGACACCCUGCCAUGACACCCGCGCCACGGACAGCAGUGAACCACAGAUCCUCACAUCCCGAGGAGCAGCGGUCAGGUGAGCGUGACACCAGAAAACACACACAAUCUAAGUGUGUGUAUUGCAUUUUCAGUUGUAUUAUUGCUAUUGGGAAAUUUUCCCCUUGUAUAUAAAUGCUUGACCUACAUUAUUUUUCUUUGCUCUUCUGUAAUUGGAUCUAGACGAAUGGUGACUCUUGGACUAGAUGGUUAAAAUUUCUGUUAUACUAAGAAUAAAUUAUUGGGUUUAGACAGAAGUGUAAAGUGGUGUGGUUAAUGCUCUAGGGGGAAGGGAUGCCAUCCAUAGGGACCUGGACAGGCUAGAGAGGUGAGUCCACGCAGAGCUCGUGAAGUUCAACGAGGUCAAGUGCAAGGUCCUGUGCAUGGGUUGGUGCGAUCCCAGACUCGGAUACAGGCUGGGUGAUGAGUGGCUUGAGAGCAGCCCUGCGGAGAAGGACUUGGGGUAUUGGUGGGUGAAAACCUGAAUAUGGCUGGCAACGCGAGCUUACAGCCCAGAAAGCCAAGCGCAUCCCGGGCUGCACGACGGCGGCGUGGCCAGCAGGCCGAGGGAGGGGGUGCUGCCCUCCGCUCCGCCGUGAGACCUCGCCUGGAGCCCUGCGUGCAGCUCGUGGGCCCGGCAUGAGAACGCUCAGACCUGCAGGAGCGUGUCCAGGGCCACGGGAACGGCCAGCGGCCGCAGCACUGCCCUGCAGAGCCGGGGUGUGCAGCUGGGGAAGAGGAGCCCCCGGGGACCUCGGAGCGGCCGCUGGUACCUAAGGGGACCUACGAGAAGACAGUAGAGGGACGUUUUGCAAGGGCAGGGAGUGACAGGACGAGGGGCAAUGGCUUUAAAGGGAAAGAGGGCGAUUCGGCUCCGGGCUAGGGAAGAAGUUGCUCCCCUGGGGGCGGUCGGCCCUGGCCCAGGCUGCCCAGCGCAGCUGUGGGUGCCCCGUCCCUGCAGUGCUCAGCGCCGGGCUGGACGGGCUCUGAGCAGCCGGGGCUGCUGGAAGGUGUCCCUGCCCGUGUGGGGGUGCGACCGGAUGAGCUGUGAGGUCCCUUCCAACCCAAACUGCGCUAAGAUUUUGAACAUAACACUGAGUUCUUAGUUUAAAAUGUCUAGUGAUGGUGUUUAACAGAGGUAGAAAUCCUAUAUGUCCUUUACAUACUGUCCUUCUUAUGUGGAUUAACGGUGAUAAUUUUCAAGGGUCAGUUAUGCUAGCAUCUCACUGCAUUUCAGUAACACAAACAAUUUUUUAAUUGCCUUAAUGUUCAUCUGCAGCUUCAGUAUAGGCAGCUGGAACACUUGUGUGACAUAGUCUGGUUGCAUUGAUUUACUGUGAAGUGAAGAGAGUGAGAAAGUGAAGUUGAGGCAGUACUACUUAUAUUGUUAUAUGAUGCUGGUCACAAAAGAUAAGUAUAUGGACUGUUUAGCAUUGUUCAUUGUUUCAGGAUAUAAAAUUACUUCUCUUUGUUUUAUUAUAAAGUUUAUGGGUUCGGAUUUUUCUUUUUCAAUUAUGCUAAAAAAUAAGCUAUUACCGUAUUUUAACAGAUUCGAGUCUCUGAGGAUAAGACACUGGAACGACAUCCGUUCCUAAGCACAGACGGUGGUUUGCUCUGAUUCCUGCUCCUCGGUGCUGCCGUUGGGAUUUGCCAGGUCUGGUGACCUGACCCCAGCCGCGCGCCGCUCGCUGGCCGGGCUGGCUGGGUGUCCGCGAGUGGGCACGUGCUGACACACACACUGUCAGUCCGGGUUCAGCACCCAGCACGUGCAGGAUGUGCGAUUCGUGGUCUGACACCGGCUGCUGGCGCUUAGAUCCUCGCUGGUUCCAGUUGCCGGCUUCUGUGACCCGUGCUCCCCACUCCACUCGUGGGCACUUAGAGCCCCGUGCACGCACACAGAACAGAGCUGCACGGCCAGGGAAACAGUUAGAAAUGUCAGCAGACAGGCAAUGCCGUGCUGACGAGGCACCGGGCACGGCCGGGUACUCAUCCUGACCAGAAACCGUUCUACAUGCAACGAGCCCCUUGUAUCACCUUUCCCUCCAUUUUCCAUGCUUGUUCAUCCCCAAACCACCCAGACCCAUCCCUUUCCCCACCUUUGGUUCCUCCCCCAAGCAUCCCAUUGUAGGUCUCAUGCAAUCCUCAAAGGCUCUUCCCCUGCCCCCACAUGUUCCGUGUCCCCCAGGCAGCACCCUCGCUCUGUAAGUCUCUGACGACCUCUCCCAUCGACUCGUUGUCGUGGGUGCCACCUCCAGGCCCGUGGGGCUGAUGGCUCCCCUGUAACAGCCUUAGCAGCAGGACAGGGGCUUCGUUUCUGUUACUGGGUUAUCGGGGUUCCCCACCCUGUGGUUGUCUCCUUUUGCUCCUCCCUGUUUGUGCAGAUGAGCCAUUUACGGGUUCAUUGCACGCAUGUGGUAGUUCUGGGAUUAGCCAGGUCAGGGGAUUAUUUGGUUUCCCCAUCCACCACUGUUCCUCCGUGCCCGUUUUUGAGUGUGGAGAUGAGCUUUCCCCCGCGUAGCAAAACACCGAUGAUGGGCUACUUCUGUAAGCCCAUUCGCUGUGCGCUGGUCCUAUACCCUAAGUUAACCAGCACUUCUGUUUGAGGAAACAGACUCUCAAAUCCAGUUAGAGGAGCAGGUCUUCACUUCAAAUCCCACAUCUUAUACCUUUUCCUCUUAUCUUCAUGUAUAAUUAUAUCCAAGUUAAAAAUAGGGAAGUGUACCGAACCAGCAUAGCUCCCGAUGCUGGUAUCUGAUUAACCUUCUCACCCUUGCUGAACUGGCUCCUGAAAUAGCAGUGAUUAUCUUGCACCUCCUUUCCAUUCUAAGAUGGCUAUCUGGUUGAAACUUUCAGGUUUGUAAAUCAUCCUCUAAGCAGAUUAUCAUCUGUAAUUGGCUUGUGGAAAUCUAGAUCUCUCACUUAUCUGACAGUAAUGCUGAGCUCGGGCAGGAGCAGAUGGGCAGAGCCGUCAGAGAAACAGCAGGAAGAGCAUCGCUCCCGAGCACCUUUCUCCUGACCGCACGUACGCAUGGGGAACAACAGCAGCUCCACGGUGGACGACCUGCAGGCUGUUGAGAUCCACCACUGGUACAAGAAGUUCAUGACAGAGUGUCCUUCUGGACAGCUGACGGAGCACGAAUUCAAACAGUUCUUCGGGCUGCGAGGGCUGGACCCGGAGGCCAAUGAGUACAUUGAGCAGAUGUUCCGCACGUUCGAUAUGAACAAGGACGGAUACAUCGACUUCAUGGAAUACGUGGCCGCCCUCAGCCUCGUUCUCCGGGGGAAGAUGGAGCAGAAGUUGCGGUGGUAUUUCAAGCUCUAUGAUGUAGAUGGCAACGGCUGCAUUGAUCGACAUGAAUUGCUCAACAUCAUCAAGGCUAUUCGAGCUAUUAAUGGUGGCGACCAUGAAACCAGUGCAGAAGAGUUCACCAACAGAGUCUUCAACAAGAUUGAUGUGAAUGGGGAUGGUGAGCUUUCUCUGGACGAGUUUGUGGAGGGCGCAAGGAAAGACGAGGAGUUCAUGGAGGUUAUGAUGAAAAGCUUGGACCUGUCGCACAUCGUGGCCAUGAUCAACAACCGCCGCCAUAGUGUAUAAAUCGGGCUGGGAGACGCUGUGCCAACGGACAGAAGGGUGCGCACACCAGAGAGGGGAGACAGCAUUUUAGAAACCAAUCAGAAUUUCCAUAAACACACAUAUGGAAGUGGGAAAGAGAGACGCUGCUAUCUUUGUGUAUCCAAGUGCAUCUGUACCGAUACUGAAGCUCAGCCACAAAGUGCAGGGCAGGUUCAGACAAAACGGAUCUUGGGUGGCAGUACUUGCCUUGACUUCCUAAAAUUUAAAGGCCUAGUUUCAGGGCAGAAAUUUCCUUAUUCUGUGUCCUGGAUUGUCACUUUGCGAUGGACUAAAGGUAAUGCUAAGUUUUUGAAGAGCACUAGCAAAAUGGGAUGAUUGGGCGCGAAUGAUUUCUGACAUGUCCGAAAGAAGAGCUUCAAACUGUUAUCAAGGUAGAGAACUGUGGAAAGAACGUAACUUCCCUGUUCUUGUAAUGAUAUCAGAUCACGAACACCAGCGUAUUUGUCCAUGCCAGGUGUGUUUGGAUUUGGUAGUCUCUACAGAAGCAGCUUUAUUCAUAAGAUCUCAAGAGCUGGAAGAAAACCAGUGUUUAAGGCUGGCAGUGACACAUCUGUUCCCAGUGGCACGGUCAGUAAUGCUGCUGUUUGCAGCUGUGGGUGACCAAAGAACUCCCUACCGAGCAAAUCAAUAGGUGAGGAGCAGCUUCUGUAACUAGAGACUAUACGCUACUCGGUUUCCCAAAGCCUAAGAAUUACCUGAGAAAUCAAAUCCUUUUUACACUCAUUGUCCUACUACUCUCCUCUCAUACAACUGAAUAAAUGAAGCACGUGAAGAUGAUCCUAAUAUUGUUGCUUCACACAUCCUUUUUUGUUCUUUCUUUUUGUUCUUGGGGAGAAAACCUAAAAAGUAAAAGAGAGAAUGCAGUAAGGUGACGUGUGAAUUCUGCUGUUCCUGUGGACACCGGAGUUGUUGACACUGCCACAAAUGACACACAAUGGGAAGAGUGACGUAGCAUGGACAGAAACUGAGAGCAAAGCGUCUUGUUCGCUGAUGUUAGGUAAGGUCACGGUUAGAAGCUCCUUUGGAUCUAGAGAGAGAAGCAGAAGGUGAAGAAUGCAGAAGCUCAGCAGAGCGCCCGUGCCGCGGUUGGACGUGUUCUUCCUGUGCAGGGGGAAGAACUUGCAGACCUGUAACAGAAGAUUCAGACUGGACUUGCUCUUGCUUAUAUUUAAGCUUCUGUGAUGUAUGUAUGUAUAUUGAACAAAGUGUCUGGGCUUUCAUCUAAGUCAAGGGAGGUUUAGUCAGGACUGUCACUGGAGCUUGGGAAAGCGAGUGACCACGUUUAGAUUGGGCACCAGCACUUUGCCAGGCGGGCUCAUGCUCCAGGUCCCACUGACACGCACACGUCCGCAGUCGCGGAGCUUCUGAGCGGACGCGUAACCUGGGCAUCGCGGACACGUAACCUGGGCAUUGCGUACGUGUAACCGGGGCAUCGCGGACACGUAACCUGGGCAUUGCGUACAUGUAACCUGGGCAUUGCGUACAUGUAACCUGGGCAUCGCGGACACGUAACCUGGGCAUCACGGGUGUGUAACCGGGGCAUCGCGGACGUGUAACCUGGGCAUCACGGACACGUAACCUGGGCAUUGCGUACGUGUAACCGGGGCAUCGCGGACGUGUAACCUGGGCGUCGCGGACACGUAACCUGGGCAUUGCGUACGUGUAACCGGGGCAUCGCGGACGUGUAACCUGGGCAUCACGGGUGUGUAACCUGGGCAUCACGGACACGUAACCUGGGCAUCGUGGACGUGUAACCUGGGCAUCGCGGACACGUAACCUGGGCAUUGCGUACGUGUAACCUGGGCAUCACGGACGCGUAACCUGGGCAUCGCGGAAGCGUAACCGGGGCAUCGCAGACGCGUAACCUGGGCAUCGCGGACACGUAACCUGGGCAUCGCGGAAGCGUAACCUGGGCAUCGCGGACGCGUAACCUGGGCAUCACGGACGCGUAACCUGGGCAUCGCGGAUGUGUAACCUGGGCAUCGUGGACGUGUAACCUGGGCAUCACGGACACGUAACCUGGGCAUCGCGGACGUGUAACCUGGGCAUCACGGACACGUAACCUGGGCAUCGCGGAAGCGUAACCUGGGCAUCGCGGACGUGUAACCUGGGCAUCGCGGAUGUGUAACCUGGGCAUCACGGAUGUUUAACCUGGGCAUCGCGGACGUGUAACCUGGGCAUCACGGACGUGUAACCUGGGCAUCGCGGACGUGUAACCUGGGCAUCGCGGACGUGUAACCUGGGCAUCGCGGACGCGGCCGAGUUCUCCAGAGGAGUUCCGAGCACGUGCUGCUGGGCUCCGCUGCCCCCGGGCUGGAGACCGCAGAGGUUGCUUGUUCAAGGCUGCUGAACCUGUCCUGUACCUGUUAUCAUACAAGUCCUCGGCCUCCUGUGGUUUCGUGGGUCAGUUACAUGUACAACUACAUUUUUAUCAUCAUCAGCUGACAUACAAAAAUAACCCCUAUUUUUAUUUCUUAGGAAAGUAAAGAAUUUUUGUAAGUGCAGCUGAUGU
Columba livia (rock pigeon) is the source of this 8284-nucleotide messenger RNA. RefSeq names its product guanylyl cyclase-activating protein 1. Bases 5167 to 5733 code for a protein of 188 amino acids. The record is from RefSeq and is a predicted model, not a curated record. The transcript has 4 exons. Gene Ontology annotation, molecular function: calcium ion binding; calcium sensitive guanylate cyclase activator activity. Lineage: Eukaryota; Metazoa; Chordata; Aves; Columbiformes; Columbidae.